CAGGACACAUACAAGUCUUAUUAUGCCUAUUUAAAAGCCAAAUUUCUUCCCUCUCCUACCAUCUUAAAGUUUCAGAUGCAAUGCUUAUUUACCUAAUGAAUGAUGCCAAAGCUUCUUUGAGCAAAUGGAGCUGGAGAAGUGCGAGAAGAACUCCAAUUCCGAGGACAAUCUCAAUUGUACUACCAAAAUUGUACUCAACAUGGCUGUUCCCAGUGGCUCGAGUGGUGGAGAGGCGUCAAUUGUUGCGGAAUUGGUGGAAGUGGAGGAAAAUUCAAGCAGGAAAAUGCAGACAUUGCGUAUUCCUCCUGUCAUAACGGUCAACAAAACUUCUGCAUAUGCCUUGUAUCAGUUAACAUACAUACGAGAUGUUCCUUAUAAACCUGAAGAGUAUUAUGUUAAGACACGCAAAUGCGAGCCAGAUGCUGGUGCAAAUGUCGUGAAGAUAUGUGAAAGACUGCGGGAUGAAGAGGGUCAUAUUAUCGAGUACACUCAGCCAAUAUGUUGUCCAUGUGGACCCCAGAGGCGGAUGCCUUCAUCAUGUGGAAACUUCUUUGACAAAUUGACAAAAGGAAAGGCCAACACUGCACAUUGUGUGCGUUUCCCUGGUGAUUGGUUUCAUGUUUUUGGCAUUGGGCGGCGAACAUUGGGAUUUAGUGUUCGAAUACAGGUGAAGAGUGGAACUAAAGUUUCGGAAGUGUUUGUGGGUCCUGAAAACAGAACAGUGAUCUCUGAUGAUAAAUUUUUGAGGGUUAAUCUUAUUGGAGAUUUUGUUGGGUAUACAAAUAUACCAUCUUUUGAGGAUUUCUAUCUGGUCGUACCAAGGCAGGGCAGCCCUGGGCAACCACAGGAUUUGGGGAGAAACAUUUCUAUGUGGAUGCUGCUUGAGAGAGUGAGAUUUACCUUAGAUGGUAUUGAAUGUAACAAAAUUGGUGUCAGCUAUGAAGCUUUUAAUCAACAACCAAACUUUUGCUCUUCUCCCUUUUGGACCUGCUUGCAUAAUCAAUUAUGGAAUUUUCGGGAGGCUGACCUGAAUCGAAUAAGUAGGAAUCAAGUGCCGCUCUAUGGUUUGGAAGGAAGGUUUGAAAGAAUAAACCAACAUCCAAGUGCUGGGAGUUAUUCUUUCUCCAUAGGAAUUACAGAGGUUCUUAGUACAAACCUUGUGCUAGAAUUAAGUGCGAAUGAUGUAGAGUAUGUUUAUCAAAGGAGCCCAGGAAAGAUAAUAAGUGUUAGCGUCCCUACAUUUGAAGCCCUAACUCAAUUUGGUGUUGCUACAAUCACAACUAAGAAUACCGGUGAGGUGGAAGCGUCAUAUAGUUUGACGUUUAAUUGCUCCAAGGAUAUCACCCUGAUGGAGGAGCAAUUUUUAAUAAUGAAGCCAAAUGAGGUUACAACCCAAUCAUGCAAAAUCUACCCAAGCACUGAUCAGGCUUCAAAAUAUUUUUGUGCGGGUAAAGUUGAAGCUUUGGAUUUAUACGUUAUCUAUUCCGAGGAUAAGGAACACAUUAACAUUUACUGUGUCCUUUUUUUGGGUUUUUUGGAUGAAGUCGUAUUAAAGGAUUCUGAUUAUAAUGAAGUUGAUAGAGCUGAAUGUCAAUUUGCUACUACGGCAACCGUUCUUGACAACGACACACAUGGUAUGCCUUUUCAACCACCAGAGGCCAGUAUAAAUAGUUUCUUUGAUUCUAUCGAAAGCAUAUGGAAUAAAAUAUGGAGAAGCUUAACAGAAUUUAUCACUGGAAAAACUUGUAGAGAAAAAUGCUCUGGGUUUUUUGACUUCAAGUGCCACAUACAAUAUGUUUGCUUGAGUUGGGUAAUGAUGUUUGGUCUGUUUUUGACAAUUUUUCCGACAGUGCUUGUGCUAUUAUGGCUUUUGCACCAGAAAGGUCUAUUUGAUCCUUUGUAUGACUGGUGGGAGGAUAUCUUAGGCGCUGAUGAACAAAUCAUCAUGGAUAAACGUAGAUUCAAAAUUGACAAGGGGCAUCACCAUAUUCAUGAUAACAAACAUCAUAAGCAAGAACUUAGGCACUCUAACUAUAGUGCUCAAAAUAGGCGAAGGACCACUUAUGAGCAUAUGCACAAGCAUUCUGAAAGGAACUCCGAUUAUUUUGAUGAUUUACACCAUGUUCAUAAAGAAAUGCACAAGUAUGGACAUAAAAAACAGAAUAUGGAUAUUGUGCAGCAUAUUGUUGACCAUCCUGCACAUCACAAACACAGAAAGAAACGGGAUAGCUCAAAGGGGGAGUUAAAGAGAUGAAGCUAAAACAUGAUAAAGUGAGGCAAGAAAAUUAUGAUAAACACAAACAAGUUCUGCUAGAUGAGCCAGAGGCUGAGUAGAUUCAAGCCCAAAUGUAUAAUUUAAUGUACGUACUUUUUAAAUUUCUGACACUAACAUUUUAGAGCAACUUGUUACGUAUUUCAUAGAAUCAUAUAUAGUUACGGUUUUUAUCCUUUUA
Glycine soja is the source of this 2453-nucleotide messenger RNA. Its product is annotated as protein HAPLESS 2-like. The record is from RefSeq and is a predicted model, not a curated record. The coding region runs from base 125 to 2254 and encodes 709 amino acids. Lineage: Eukaryota; Viridiplantae; Streptophyta; Magnoliopsida; Fabales; Fabaceae. The transcript is spliced from 18 exons.